AUGCCCGGUUACGGACGAGAGCGUAUGAAAUUGAAAGAAUACUUAGGUAUUGAAUGGAUAGAACAUGGACUUGAUGAAACUGGUCAGAGUGACGAAAAAGUAAUACAUCGUUCCACUGAUCUUGACUGUACUUUUGACGAACCCUCUAAGUGUAGAUGGAGAAAUGUACGAGAUUCUGAAGGAUUGGACAGUCUUGAUUUUCAUUUGUUCGAAAAAACUGAUUAUACAGAAUUUCCAAUUUUACAAGUUCGACCUGGGCCGUCCAAGCUAAAACUUGGGGACAAGCUGAUAUUUACCGGUGAUAGAAAAGAUGAAGAACAGACGGCACUUUGGUUAAGCUCGCCGGUUGGUUGCCAAAAUUCUUCUGGACAACUUGCAUUUACAUUUUGGCUUUACAAUGGUGCAGGUGUUGAAGUACUGAUUUUGGAGAAACAAAAGGAAAAAAUUGUUGUUUUGCCCGAAAAGCCCUAUGUAGACUGUGGUCCGGUACAUCUGAAUACAGAAUGUGUUGCUGAAAUUCCAGCUCGUGAAUCACCGUUUUACCUUGGAAUACUGGCGUUUGGUAUGAAUACUCGCGAGGGCUCAUUCGUUAUGAUUGAUAACAUAGCUUACCGUGCGUCACUAUGCAAAGUUGCAACUAUUAGCUUGUUUUUCGCGCUUAUUUCUGUAAUUAAUGACUGUUUGACGGAUAGUAUGAAGCGUAUUAAUUUGGAAGUGAUUUUUCUAGUCGAACUGGGCGAAAAUUUCCAUGGAAGACCAUUUGUAACAAAACCAGAUCAACCAUCGUUACAGGCAGCUGACCAGUUGAACUGUAACCAGUUUGAUGAGAACUGCCGGUGGAAAAGUACUGGACACGCAAAAGAGAUGUGGCAGGUCGCCGACACUACACCGCCAAAAGACCUUUUAUUCCAAGCAACUGGCACCUUCAUUCUUCCAGAACCGCCUUUUUUGUACAUGUAUAUCGAGCAAGAUCAUACCGGACCAUUCAAUGCACUACAGUCAGACCUGAUUUCUUGUCAGUCAGAAAACAGUUCUCAAUUCUCAUUCAGGUUUUGGGCAAGCCCAAAAGUAUCAAUGCAAGUUUGUGCUACAGAUAUAUCGCUCCACGACCUUGAGUGUUUUCAAGUGCCAAUGUCGCGGUCACCGACAGUUGUCUAUUUCUCUUUUACCCGGGUCACUACGCGGUUUACGAUAACUGUGAAAGUCAAAAGCGUAAAUCCGGAAGGUGAUAGCUUUAUAGCGGUCGAUGACAUCACGUACAAAGCAACGCUUUGUACUGAAGCUACGGAUGGCUGGGAUCUUGGGGACAAAUUUUUUUCAACUCCAAUACUUAGUGCUCUUCUUCAUCGGCCUAUUUAUAAUGCUAAGAAUCUGGACUGCACUUUUUUGCAUCGCGGAGUUGAAUGCAUGUGGGGGAGUGAAGAUGGAACACAACCGUUAUGGAUGACCGCGUCGACCCCGCUAGAUAUUCAUAAAUUUCGGUCACUGACUGGAACAAGUCAAAUGCCCGAAGGUGAGUUUGGUGUCGUACGACUAAAAACUGGUCAAACAGCAAACCUUUUGACUGAACCGAUCCGGUGCCUUGCCAGUGAGGGGACUUUAUCUUUUAGGUUUUGGCAAACACAUGGCACUAGACUAAGUGUAUGUUUAUUGGAAGAUAAACUUCCGGAACUGAUCGACUGUCAGAAGAUAACAAUACCUCAACCAGGUCCGGCUAUUAUUGACCUUCCGAGUAUGAAGCAACCAUUUAGGAUAGCCAUUCGAGCUGAGUCGUCAAACAAAGGAAUGAUAAUGCUUGACGACAUUCAUUUUCAGGGUGAUGUAUGUCCAACAACCACUCGGGCACAUGGGGUUCGAACGUCAGCAAACCGCAUCGGAUUUCAAAUUCCUGAUCCAAAUGUCUGCUACCUUCUUUCGUGUAGUUUUGAAGAAGGUCAAAGCUGUUUAUACAAAUCAGGAAGUAUUGGCGGUUCACAGGGUCGUUUUCGAGCCAGUAACGGUUUUACAGCAGCCAACCUGUUCUUUAAAGGAAAAAUUGCCGUACUUGAAUCUCCGCCAUUCAACCUGAAUACGGCUGCUCGUGUGCAUUUCUCAUAUAAAAAAGAGUUAGACACUUCGUUACUUUUCAUCUGCCAAGACAGUGCAACAAAAGAGUUGGAAAAUUGUUAUGAAGUUGGGAAAAAAAGUAAUAAUAGUACGUGGGUUCGCGAUUAUAUGGAAUUGAUACCAAGCGAUGUCAAGUUUUAUUUUAUUGCUAAACUUCCGGAUGGUUCUCGUCGAUCUCGAGUAUCACUAUCAAAUAUUGUUUUAACAGAUGUUGAAAAUAACGCCGUAUGUUCUUAA
This is a messenger RNA of Enterobius vermicularis (human pinworm), 2343 nucleotides long. The record is from the annotation of a GenBank genome assembly. Lineage: Eukaryota; Metazoa; Nematoda; Chromadorea; Rhabditida; Oxyuridae.